Closterium sp. Naga37s-1 is the source of this 1026-nucleotide messenger RNA. The record is from the annotation of a GenBank genome assembly. Lineage: Eukaryota; Viridiplantae; Streptophyta; Zygnematophyceae; Desmidiales; Closteriaceae.
AUGCGCCGUUGCAUCUCUCCAGCUUGCCCGGGUCACGCUGAACCCAUCCUGCCUCCCAAAGUCUCACGGAGUCCACACUUUCCCCUCCCAUCAUUCCUCCAACGGCUGUCUUGUUCUAGAACCGUGUACACCCCCGUCCAUCCCUCUCCGCCGCUUGUCUAUUUAUCGUCUCACCCGCAUCCGCGUCUCAUCCUCGCCUUCUCUUCUCCUCCUUUUCGCCGCCCAAGGCAGUGGCAGGCGCAGCUGCGCGGAUGGAGCAAGGGGGGGGACUGCGCGCAGGUGGAGGGCGUGCGCUGCAAUGCGGCAGGUUUCAUCGUCUCCCUGUGCGCCCCGCACACUUCCCCCGCCCCCUUCCCCUCCCCGCUCUCUCUCUCCCCGUCCCCUCUCUCUCCGUUCCCUCUCUCCCCGCCCACUCUCUCCCCGCCCACUCUCUCCCCGCCCCCUCUCUCCCCGCCCCCUCUCUUCCCACCCCCUCUCUUCCCGCCCACUCUCUCCCCGCCCACUCUCUCCCCGCCCCCUCUCUCCCCGCCCCCUCUCUUCCCACCCCCUCUCUUCCCACCCCCUCUCUCCCCGCCUCUAUUUCCCGGCCCCCUCUCUCCCAUGCAUGCUGGUCCAUGCUUGGUGGACCAUGCCUGCUGGACCAUGCCCCCUAUGUUCCCCAUGGCCCCCAUGUCCCCCCAUGCCCCCCCCCUGUCCCCCAUGUCCCCCGCGCCCCCCCAUGCCCCCCAUGCCCCCCAUGCCCAUCAUGCCCCCCAUGCCCCCCCAUGCCCCCCCAUGCUCCCCAUGCCCUUUACCCCAUGUCCCCAUGCCCCCCAUGUCCCCCAUGCCCCCCACCCCAUGCCCCCCACCCCAUGCCCCCCACCCCAUGCCCCCCACUCCAUGCCCCCCACCCCAUGCCCCCCACCCCAUGCCCCCCAUGCCCCCCAUGCCCCCCAUGACCCCCAUGCCCCCCAUGCACUUUACCCCAUGCCCCCCAUGGCCCCCAUGCCCCCCAUGCCCCCCAUGCCCCCCCCAUGCCCCCCAUGA